AUGCCCCCCGGGGAAUUUUCAACCAACACCUCUCAUCGAUCAGUUUGCUUCCCUUGCUUGCAAGAUCAGAUGGUCAACGAUACCGGUUGCAUUCAACGCAAUAACUCGGAUAGCCAAGAUCCGAGGCCUGAAAAUCAUGACCAGAAGUCCUGGUUCAUGCAGAACGGUCUAUCCUCUACCAUUUUCAAAUUCGCUUUUACGUUCCAUUUCUUCAUACUCUUCAUCACCAUCGUCUUGCAGAACUGUACGGUCGAUCAAGGAGAUAUCCGUUUCAUCGGCAAGUGCUUGCUCCCGAUGCUCUGGAUCGUUUAUAAUAUGGCGUUCAUGAGCGCAAGGUUCAACUGGUUCCUGACAUCGUCGGAGGCUAGGGUGAUGAAGGCAUACUAUGUCAGUGACAACCCUGACCGUCUCGUAUGGCUGUUGUCAAAAGAUGACUAUCAAUAUAAUCGAACUUGUGCCCCACAUAGCUCGCUCAGCUACAUCGGGCAGGAGGCAUUGUGCAAGUUUGGCAUUUAUGAAUUCACGACCAGUAUUCUUGGAGAUGAGAGCUCAUACGAGAACAUCUCGUCCAAGUUGAGCGUUGGCCUGGGAUUGAUCAUUUGGGCCUGCAUUUCCUUUUACAUGAUGAUGAAGGAUGCGAAUCUUGAAACCAAGACAAGAGACCGCGAUUGCAGUCAGCAGCCCCGAACCGUCGAUACUAAACAGAAAGGAUGCUUCGAGACGAAAUGGACAUGGCUGAAGCGCAAAAUUUCCUUCCUUGUCAUCUCAACAGCUCUUUCGAGUCAGCAGUCGCUUGUCCUGCUUCCUCUGACCUCGAUGGAGAUCACACCGCACUGCUACGAGCUGCAGAGCGAUCUCCCGGUCACCUCACGGUUGGCCGCGUGCUGGCACAAGUGGUCUAUCGCAGGGAUACCAUACGGAGUUCCUUCUAUGGCUGCCGGAACUCGGACAAGGAGGAGAAAGAGGAGGAAAGAGGGUUGCACAGGCUGCAUCGCGGUGCUCCUGUACGUUACCGGAGUUUCUCUCUUCUUCAUAGGAGUCGGGCUGGUCGUGUUUUGGCUCUUUGGUGGCAUCAUCAUCGGCACUUGGUUUACCUACUCCUCAACAAAGAUUCUGGUUGACCUUGCCCUCACAAAGACCUUUGCCCCCGUCUUCAUUGUUGUUUCUUGUGACUUCAUCUUGCCAUACGCCAUCUUUACGACUCGCUGCGCCCGGUUUCGCGUUCCUCGGGGGAUCGGCAGGAUGAAGAUGAAACUUUUCCAUGUUAAAGCUCGAGUAGACGGCUGGGUUUCUUCCUCCUUUCGAGAGCUGGCAAAGAAGUACCUUCCCUGCGGCUCGAGUGGCUUUCAACCGCAAGAGAAUCGCUCUUCCGAGUUCUCUAGUCAGCAGCAGGAGCAGGCGAUCAGGUGUGGCGUUGAAGCCAGUCAGGAGCUCCCUGACUUGAUGAGAAUUCCCUGGAGAACUGACGGAAAGAAAGGAAGGGAGAAGUCACAACUUUGGGCAUCGAAAAGGGAGAACAACUGA
This is a messenger RNA of Guillardia theta CCMP2712, 1524 nucleotides long. RefSeq lists its product as hypothetical. The transcript has 3 exons. The coding region runs from base 1 to 1524 and encodes 507 amino acids. The record is from RefSeq and is a predicted model, not a curated record. Lineage: Eukaryota; Cryptophyceae; Pyrenomonadales; Geminigeraceae.